AUGGAAACCUCCACCAUAGCUUCUAUUAUUGACAUUUGUGCUCUUGAUAAAAUGCAAAGAUGCAGAAACUUGUCAUUGGCAUUUUUGUGUAUCGUUUUGGCAGGCUUACCAGUGGCACAAUCAGCGUCGGAUGCAGCUAACAAAGGAGUUUAUAAAGUCCUCAAAAACAAUGUGCCGUGCAUAAUACUACAAGCGGAUAUCUACUUAUACCUUACAUAUCAAACUAGUGACAGUGAGAAAGACGUAGUUGUACAUGUCCCAACGUCCUCCACCGCUGAUGCUGGUUACUCAACAUGCGAUGCCACCAUAACCACAUCAGGAAUGUCAAUCAGCUCCCAACUACUCAGGAUCAACUUGUAUCAUAUGACCGGAUGGACGAUUGACCUAGCAUUCACAAAAGACAACCGACUCAAAACAGAAGGAGAAAAGGAGUUCACACUGUUUCAAGUAAAUGUCACUGCUAAUUUUGCAUCAGACCCGAGUUCAUUCCCUGAUCCAAAAUAUCCAACUCAACAAUACUACCUGCAUGUCGAUCCAAAUGACCUCUCGGAUCUUGGAGGUUCAGUGUAUGCAGAUAUCGGAAACUCUUAUUAUUGUCCGAGUGAACAGAAGUAUGCAAUCAAUGAUAAUGAUAAAUAUGGGCCGAUGGCAUACAUCAAAUUCAAGCUGACAACAGUACAAGCCUACAUGACUAGUGCUACAUUCGGGCCAAAAACAACUUGUCCUUCGGAUCAAAGUGGAACGGACUUAGUGCCAAUCAUUGUUGGUUCCGCGUUAGCCGGUUUGAUUGUGCUAACGUUAGUAGUUUAUUUGAUCUAUCGAACAUUCCUCCCUGAAGAAGUUCUCAACUUGGUCAACCCGGAGUCUCAUUUUGACAGUGACAGCGCCGGCGGAUAUGACAAUGACAAAGAUAUGGUUCUCGAGCGAUUCUAA
Molecule: messenger RNA, 933 nt
Organism: Caenorhabditis remanei
Lineage: Eukaryota; Metazoa; Nematoda; Chromadorea; Rhabditida; Rhabditidae
Exons: 8
Coding region: 1-933 (310 amino acids)
Cellular component (GO): membrane
Source: RefSeq, a predicted model, not a curated record